ACGAAAUCCAAACAAUCCAAACUCAGCCGUCGCAAGAUGCGCUUCACCCCCGCCCUUAUCUUCAUGGCCGCCGCGUGUAGCCACGCCGCAGCAUCGCUGGACCGAGGAAGUCCGAAAGUCAGCCUCGAGCUUCAACGCGCGUUUGAGACGAACGAAUACGUCGAUAUCAUCGUCGACAUGGACCAGUCGACGGAACAGGUCGAAGCUGUCGCAGGCGAGCCAACCGACUCGUUUGUCGAGAAGUUGCAAGCAUUCACGGAAGUCCAACAAAAGCCAGUGAAGGACCUCCUCAACACACACCCAAACCUUUUCCACGGCACGCCGACUUUCUUCUGGAUCACAGACUCCAUCGCCAUCCCCCAAGCGUCAGCAGAAUUAGUGUCUCAAUUGGCGGCCAUGGACGGCGUCAAGAGCAUCCACGCUCCGGAAAUUGCACACAUUGACGGCGGUGGUCCCAAUUGAUUCGUACUAUAGCCUCGUUAUGGCUUGCAAUACAUAUCUUGUUCUGCGCUCGUCACUUCCCAUGGCGAGCCGAGUCGAUGGGGGCGCCGGAGUGCUUUCUACCCAGA
Molecule: messenger RNA, 569 nt
Organism: Aphanomyces invadans
Lineage: Eukaryota; Oomycota; Saprolegniomycetes; Saprolegniales; Verrucalvaceae
Exons: 1
Coding region: 37-462 (141 amino acids)
Source: RefSeq, a predicted model, not a curated record